This is a messenger RNA of Cynara cardunculus var. scolymus (artichoke), 1729 nucleotides long. RefSeq lists its product as uncharacterized. The transcript has 7 exons. Lineage: Eukaryota; Viridiplantae; Streptophyta; Magnoliopsida; Asterales; Asteraceae. The annotation marks the transcript as partial. The record is from RefSeq and is a predicted model, not a curated record. Gene Ontology annotation, molecular function: mRNA binding; demethylase activity. Gene Ontology annotation, biological process: mRNA catabolic process.
UUCGCUAAAAACGCGAUCAUCUCCUGGUUCCGAGGCGAGUUCGCGGCGGCGAACGCGAUUAUUGACUCGCUGUGUGGACAUCUGUCUCGGUUAGAUGGCGGAAGGUGCGAGUACGAAUCGGUGUUUGCUGCUAUACACCGCCGCCGGCUGAAUUGGAUUCCAAUUCUUCAGAUGCAGAAGUAUUUUUCCAUCGCUGAUGUGACUCUGGAGCUCCAGAAAGUGGCGGAGGAGAAGGAGAAGGCGAAGGUAGGAGGCGUUGAGAAGAUCGUUGAAGAAAAUGUUUCUCCUACGGUUGUAGAGACGAAACCUGAAAUUUUGGAAGAGGAAUCCAUUGAUAUCRUUGGAAAUGGUGGUGAUGAGGUUGUUGAUGAUGAUUCCACCAAGGAUAAUUCGCCAAAGAGUGGGAUUACAGAUGCAGGAUCUCAGGAAGCGCAUUCGGUGGUGGAAAGUGUGGAGAUAUGCUCAAACCAAGAAGAUUGGGAGGCACGACGAGCGGAAAUCAAGAUGACAAAGGGGUUUGUAGCCAAGGAGUCAGUAAAAGGGCAUAUGGUGAAUGUUGUGAGAGGGUUGAAGUUGUAUGAGGAGAUGCUUAACAGCAGCGAGCUAUCUAAGUUGAAUGACUAUAUAACUGAACUCCGUAUUGCUGGCMAAAAUGGAGAACUCUCAGGCGAGACGUUUAUCAUGUACAACCARCAGUCGAAAGCAAUCAAGCGAGAGCUUAUUCAGUUUGGAGCUCCUAUUUUUGGACAGAUAAAAGAUGAAGCUAUCAAAACUCAAGAUAGCAAUAUCGAGCCAAUUCCUGCUCCUCUUGAAGGUAUCAUUGACCAUCUAAUUCAGUUUCACCUGAUUUCUGAAAACAGACGACCAAAYAGCUGUAUCAUAAACUUUUUUGAUGAGGGGGAGUUUUCACAGCCUUUCUUGAAACCACCUCAUCUYGAGCAACCCAUCUCGACACUUCUUCUAUCUGAAUCAACAAUGGCUUUCGGGCGUACUCUUGUCUGUGAUAACGAUGGAAACUACAAAGGACCACUCAUGCUUUCUCUGAAGGAAGGGUCACUCUUAGUGAUGAGGGGAAACAGUGCUGACAUGGCAAGACACGUCAUGUGUCAAUCUCCAACCAAAAGGAUCAGUAUCACAUUUUUCAAAGUCCGAAUAGACGACAACAACAACAACUGCGACAAAUCUCCAAUGUCACCAAAGGAUCCCAUGACCGGAGCCCUAACCGUAUGGCAGCCAGGCGUAGUACCAAACGGAACACUUGACGGAUACGACAUUAUCCCUAAAUGGGGUGCCAUUCGAGCCCCACAACUUCUAAUGUUAGCACCAAUACGUCCAAUGGUUAUGAGCCCAAGAAGGUUGCCCCGUGGUGGGACYGGUGUUUUCUUACCGUGGAACGGUGGAUCAAGAAAACCGGCAAAACAUCUACCUCCUCGUGCUCAACGAGGACGCCUUCUGGCACUGCCUGCCGYGGCCGAACCACACAAAAUGCCUGAUUCCGGCAUCAGUGUUGCUUGAGAGUCUGUUUAAUGCUUGUUUGGAGUGUACAACAAAAGCCUUUGGCGUUUGAGAGAUGAGUUUUCUUUUCUUGCCUUUUUUUACUUACGGCUUAAGCAAAGGAGAUAGGGGUUAGUGUUGGUGAUUAAUCACCUUAGAGUUGUUUAGAGGUAGUAGAAGUUAAAAUCUUAAGUUAAGAAAAGUGUGGAGAAGUGUUAUUAUCACAAAGUUCAUU